Messenger RNA from Macaca mulatta (Rhesus monkey), 6088 nucleotides. Lineage: Eukaryota; Metazoa; Chordata; Mammalia; Primates; Cercopithecidae. The record is from RefSeq and is a predicted model, not a curated record.
CUCUUUCCCUUUUCAUGAGAUGCAGAGCCUGGAGAGGAGCGGAGCCGGCGGGAGCAGCAUGUUGCAGCCGCUAUUCUAGGGGUGCUGGGUGAAGUGGGCCGCCCUCUGCCACCCUCUCCCAGGUGCCAGGAGGAGGUGGCUGACUGUCACUCAGGGCCUCACCGAACCAUGCCCAGCUGGGGACCGCACCAGCCACACCUUCCCAGCUGCGCUGCCCACCGCCAGGCAGACACACUUAGAAGGGGGAGUAUAAAGAUAGUGAAUAAAGAAAAGAGGCUGGCAAGAGGAAAACCCUGCAGUGAGCAGUGAGGAGACAAUGAAUGCUCAAGAGGAACAAAAGGAAAUGAGAAAGGUGAUGCUGACGCUGCUGGUCCAGGGACCAUGCUUGGAGACCCACUACACUAGGGCAAGCAGGAAGAGAGUCCUCCUUCUGGAACUGAAGAAGGCAGUGUGAAGACCCAUGUGGAGCGCCUUAACCCGCAGCCUCUCUGACCACCCAGUUGGCAAAGACCCUCAGGCCAUGAGGACUGGCCAAAGACAGUGAGAGGACGUGCAAGGGUAAAUUCCUGAGCCCCGCAGUCUUAUUUGCUGCCCUGACGUCCCUGCAAACCAGCCCAAGGGUUAACCGUAAGCGGAUGCCUGUAUGGCGGCCUUACUGAUGCCACGCAGGAACAAAGGGAUGAGGACUCGACUGGGAUGCCUGUCUCACAAGUCAGACUCGUGUAGUGAUUUCACAGCUAUUCUUCCAGACAAACCCAACCGCGCUCUCAAGAGAUUAUCCACAGAAGAAGCUACGAGGUGGGCAGAUUCCUUUGAUGUGCUUCUUUCUCAUAAGUAUGGGGUGGCUGCAUUCCGUGCCUUCUUGAAGACGGAGUUCAGUGAGGAGAACCUGGAGUUCUGGUUGGCCUGUGAGGAGUUCAAGAAGACCAGGUCAACAGCAAAACUGGUCUCUAAGGCCCAUAGGAUCUUUGAGGAGUUUGUGGAUGUGCAGGCUCCACGGGAGGUAAACAUUGACUUCCAGACCCGAGAAGCCACGAGGAAGAACAUGCAGGAGCCGUCCCUGACUUGCUUUGACCAAGCCCAAGGAAAAGUACACAGCCUCAUGGAGAAAGACUCUUACCCCAGGUUCCUGAGGUCCAAAAUGUACUUAGAUCUGCUGUCCCAAAGCCAGAGGAGGCUCAGUUAGACCUCAGAAGUGGACUCCCGGAAAUCACCGGCUUUCCCCUCCUCUUGCUGCCAAGAUCAUAUUCUAAUGUGAAAUGUCAUAGGUGUUCAAAAGUGGUGGCAUUGGGGGUGAGAGGCUGGGGGUGAGGAGGGAAUGAAGGGCCAUUCCAAAGUAUGACCCAGCUGCUGGAGCUUGGACUCUAUUCCAUUUACCCAUGUUUGUGUUUUGGUUAGUGGUAGCGCCUUGCCGCUGUCACCCUUUUCUGGGUCAGCAACUUGCCCUUCAUAAUGCCUUGGGUCACCUCUGCUGAGAGGGCAGAUUUGCUGUGCUAGGCUAAUCUGUAAAUAAUGCAAAUGCAAUUCCUACCACCUCCACACCCUCCUCAGUUAGGAUUCCUGACUCCACUUGUUGUAAAUCCCUGGGAGGAGUAGCUGAAAGACUUGGGCUCCACUCUGUGAUUUGUAGUGGCCAGCUCUGCUCACUGGGACCUCACAGCUUAGGAGAGAGGUUUCUGUGGAAUUCCAAGUUUCUAGUGCUGUCAUUGACAGGUGACCUCUUGGAGAAGGAGUGAAAUCCAUGGAGUUGUUUGUUUCUUCCAUUUCCAUUGGACCAGUGUGAAAAACUGUGAUUACUUUCCAUCUUGGCCUAGGAAAUUCACAAGACUACCCUACCCUUACAUUUCCAGAAAGAGUCUUGGGACAUGUCCUUCAUGACUUCUGAAGUGGAAUUGCCAUGAAGAAAGAUACAGCUUACAAAUCUUCCUCAAUUCUACGAAGAACUUUUCCAGAAGUCAGGAGACGAGGGAAUGUAGCACCAGUAGACUUCUAUUCAAAGGGGUACCAUAUAACCUGUCUGUUGCUCUGUGUCUUCUCUGCCCUCACCUCUCUGCAGCAUCAUACAUCACUGAUCUCUUAGGAUGACAACUUGGCAAAGGGAGGUGAAUUCCUGUAGCAUGGAGUGCUCCCACGGUGCCUAGUACUUUCCCUGUAUCUCCACCUCCCCCCUUCCAUGCCGGUCAUGUAAUUAUGAUGGGGGAGAACGGGAAUUUAGGCUGAAACUCUUUCCAGCAUACUUCCUGGGAACAUGCUUACUUAGAAAGAUCUCUCUCUUGGAUACCAUGAAGCAGCUUCUUUCUUGAUCUUUGACCUUUUGGAAUUGAGCAUGAAAUAGGAGGUGUGGCUAAGAAGAUCACUGUGAGCAUCUGGAUGUGGAGAACCUUCCUAAAAUGCUUUCAUGGUAUCCUACAGCUGCUCUUGGAAGUGUGUCAGGCAACUCUUCCUUGGAGGAUGAGUGAGCAGCCUGGAACCUACUCUAGCUACCCAGGAAAAAGCUGACUUUGGCACAAGAGUAGUGCCAAGGAGAUGAACCUUUAGCAGAGAGACCAGAAAGUGAAAGUGGGGCAUGCAAGAGGCUGGUUUCCAGGUGGAGAGGCUAACAGAGUGGAGUUACUGUUGGAAUAAUUCACGACCAAUGGAUUUGGAUUCACUGCAGAUCUACAAAACUUUCAGCUUGACUAAGUGGAACAGCACAUGAUUAAGCAUAAGCUCUGUGCAGGCGAUUGCAAACUGAGCUGAACCAUUCUCGUUUUAAGGGGUGAGGGGCCUUUUAAGGUUAUGCUGGUGGUGUUCCAGUGCUUGUGUUCCUCUCCGUUAACUUUGAGAAUCUCUUCCUUUUUUAGCUAUAGCUAGACCAGGCCAAGAAGGCCCUUGAGUCCCACUAGUGCUAGGGCCCACUGCACUGCCACGGCACAUUGUUAUCUGUGAGUGAGGGUGGGUGUGACUGUGUGAACCUCAAGGGGAGAGAAGAACACACGUCUCCUAGCCCUCUUCGGUCUCACACCGAAGAGACCUGUGGAAUUUCGUGUUCGAGAACUCCAAAGCCUCAAAUGGGUGAUCCUAGUUAGAUCAGGUAGUAUCCUCCCAACCGUGGUUAAAAAAACAAAUCAUUCUUUUUUAGAUAAAGCUGCCAGAAUUAAUUUAAUGAUUAAAUUCUCUAACAGGGUAUUUUAAACAUUGUUUACAUAUGAAAUGUGCAUCUGCUGCCAACUCUACUGUCGAAUAUGAGGUGCAUAUAAAUUGGAAUUGCACAGAGUUAUAGAAAUGUGAAACAUUCUAAAAGGGGCCUUUUUCACCACUUCCACUAUCCCAAGGAGAAAAGCCUGAACGAGAGUGUCGUGCUAUAGCCUCAUAGAGGGACCUAGAGUUCUUGCCAACUAUUGAGGAAACAAAGGCUGCAGGUGAUGGUAUCACGGCUCCCUGGUGACUUCCUCCCACAAUGGGGAGGUGUGAAAGACCCCAGCUUGGGGAUCCUGAAUUUUGCAGCUAAGCAAGGGUAUGUGGGCGUGUGUCCGUGUAUAGAGGAACGUGAUAGCUAAAUUUAUGGUACUCCUGUGGAGCGUCUCUGUGUGUUUGUGUGUGUGUGACAAUUGUGAGCAUUAGACUAGUACAUGGCAGACAUGACCUUCCCAUGGGGUGGAGCUUUCCUCAUACCCUGUAUGCCCUGCUUCCCACAAGAGGCGCAGAGCUCUUGACUCUGAUGCCUAGUUUUAGGCACUCUGGUUGUGCCAACCCAGAUUUUGGUCUGUGAUAAAACAAAGAGAAAUGUUUACAACAUCUAGAGCAAUAUCCAAGCAUACCUCAUCCCUGAGCUUCCAUGUUUCCCAGUCCUGCCCUCCCUCCCAUUGCCUCUUCCACAAGCUCAUGUCCUUGGGUAUCACUUCCAUUUAUUUCCUGUCUUCCUUUGCUCCUCAAGCCGGGCCUGUGCUGUGGACUUGCUCUCUGGACUCAAGGCUUGCUGGGUCCUGGGCCUGUGCAGGCUCCAGGCAAGCCAGGGCAGGAGUCCAGGCAGAGCUGUGACUUCCAGAAUUGCUCUCCAUCCCUGAGUGACCUUGCCCCACUGGAGGGCUAACUUGUUUGGGGGCUGGUGUGAGAUUCAUCAUUGCCCUUGGCAAACUAAAUAGAAUACUGUCAGUAUCAACCAUUCAUGGCCUUGGGCACCUCUGGGGUGAGGAAGAAUCCUCUGAGGCAGUCCUUCUCAUUAAACUUGAGCACGCACAGGAAUCACCUGGAAAGCCUGUGACAAGUGCUAAUUCCCAGGUGCACACCCAGAGAUGCUGAUCUGAUAGACCUGAGAUGGGGCCCAGAAAUCAAUAUAUUUAAUAAGUUCCUAGGUGGCUAGUGGCCUGUGGAUUUGGAAAAAGGAUGGUCUUAGACAGUGGCUCAUGACCUUGGCUGCUCCUUAGAAUCACCUAGGGAGUUUUUAAAACCCAGAUGUCCAGGUCCCACCCCAGAACAGCCAAAUCAGAAGCUUUUGGUAGAGACCCAGGCAUCAGUCACUUUAAAGCUCCACAGGUGACUCCAAUGUGCAGCUGAACUUAGGAAGCAUUGGUCUAAGGAGUGAGGAGGAACGCGGUGUGGGGGAGGGGAAAGGGGGGAACACAGCUGUGUGGACCAAGGGGGCUGGCGCAUUUCCAGAUGCAAGCACGUAGAUACUGAGGAACCUGGCCGGUCCUGGAACCUGACUCGGGAUGCUGCCUUGAUGCCCUCAGGGUCUGACUUGCUCUUUUGAGAUAAAGGUGAUUUGGCCCAAGCUGUGUGCAUUGCUGGGCAGCGGCCAUGCCGAAGGUGGUAGCUGAAGGGAUCCUUGAUUGAAAGACGCUCUGCCGUGCUUUCCGAGUCCUGUCUCCUCCAAGCUUGUCUCCUAGGCUGUUUCCCCUGUCUGUUUUCCUGCGCCCUUGUGUUUGGCCAUUUUUGCAUUAGGGUGUGUCUCUGUACCCAAGGCCACACGACAAGGUAGUUGGAACCCCCACUCACGUGGUGAGUGAAGAGCGUCGUGGUAAUAAUAAUAGUAGUAACACAACUUCCAAAUUUAUCAAUGGAGAGUGUCACAUCCUGGGGAUAUCAAGAUCUGUGAGGCCUUUUCAAGCCCUCACCAUUCCCUCUUUGGUCCCAGGUUGGGUGGGCAGCUGGGAAGGUCCUAGUUGAUUUUAAUCUCCGGUGCUCUCCCCAGAACUGCUGCUCUGAAUAAACCAAAGCUGUGAAAGAGCGUUCUGCGCAGGCUGUGGGCCCAGCCUCUGGGUGCAGGCCCUGGGCGCUUGAGCUGGGCAGCUCAGCUGGCUCUGCUGUGAGGGCAAGCUGUGAACUUAACUGUGCUGAAAGCUGGGGAGGGUAGAAUGGGGAAGACUGAAGAGGAAGGAGCGGGUGGGAGAGACCAGCCGCUAACAUGGUGUCUGCUUCUCCAUGGACCAGAGGAGAAGGGAUGAGUAGAAAAUGCAGAGGCAGGAUGGUCUCCCAGCAACAAGAGUGUCCAGAGUUCUCCUGACCCUGUCUGUGCCCAGUUCCACGGAAGGCAGAGGCAUCACGGUUUUCCACCCCAGGCCACCCUGCCAAGUGUCAGGCCUCUUUAAAUCUGCAUCCCUCUGGGUUAGAAGCAAGAGAGGUGGCAAAGCCUCCCUGGCACUGAGAGCCUGUUCCAACGUGCCACUCGGCAUGAGAUGGUGGAGGAAGAAGCCAAGAGCAGAGAUGCCUUCCUGUUCCCGCGGCCUCUCAGGACUCCACAAGAUGCUGUGGACCAAGACGGGAGAUCUCAGGAUGGGGCCACUGGCCUUCCUAGGUUGGGCUCUGGGUCCUUUUAAUAAACUGUUCCUUUCCUGGUUCUUACUCCCUUUUGGUCCUUCCGCUCCCUUCCCUCUGCCAGGUAUGGAAAAGGUGGCUGGGCUGGGUGUGCGCUCCAACCCCGGUAGCAUUAGCUGAGUCACGCGGCGAGCACACAACAGAUUUGUAGCAGCUCAUCUGCCAUAUAAACCGCUUGGCUGAUGGUGUCCUCAUUGAGUUGUUUCAUUACCAUGUAAAGUGGAAUCAUGUCUUUCACCUUUACUAUAAACAAGGCUGUGAGAACAUAAUAAACAGAACCUGAACAAGCUGC